This is a messenger RNA of Prunus mume (Japanese apricot), 1846 nucleotides long. RefSeq names its product alpha-taxilin-like protein. Lineage: Eukaryota; Viridiplantae; Streptophyta; Magnoliopsida; Rosales; Rosaceae. Gene Ontology annotation, molecular function: syntaxin binding. The record is from RefSeq and is a predicted model, not a curated record.
GAGAGAAAAUUAAUAAAUUAGGAGAACGAAAAGUGUCGUUCUCUCGGUCUAACACAACAACUAGGUGGAGUGAAGGUGAGUGACAAAAGCGCAGCACAAAGAUCAGUUCUUCUACGGAACGCACGCACUGGACACUUUCCACAGAUAGAGAGAUCACUUCCAUUGUCUCAGUUCAAUCUCUCUCUCUCUCUCUCUCAUAAUCUACCUGAUUGUAGGUAAAAAUGGAGAACCCAGAAGCAAAUCAGCUUCCUGAAGUUGAUUCAUUGCCUGAUGGGUUUGUUGAGAGCCCUGCAGAGCCCCUGGCUCCUCCAACUCCAACCUUUGAACAAGAGAAGCCACUGGACAAUCGUGAGGAUGAUAUUGCCUCAGAUAUUAAUCGUUCAAAGGAACCUGUAGAAGAAUCGGCUGCAGAUGAGUUUCAAACAAGUCAGGGUAGGGCAGAGAAGACCCAGAAACUGAGAACCUUUCCUGUUCCAUUAUCGGAAACUGAUAGUUCUGAUGUUUCAGUAGAAUCAGUUCAAGUGCCCAAAAGGGCUUCUACGGAGCAGACAGAAGAAGGAGGUACGCUAGUCAUGCCCGACUCAGCUGAUUCUGUUUCUGAGACUUCGGUUGGGGUACCUGAAUGCAGUGAGGUAAAGGAACAAGUUGAAGCAAGAUGUCAAAGUUCAGAGAGACCGACUGAAGGAGGCUCAGAUGCGUCAGCAGCCAAUGUGAAGGAAACAUCAUCAUUGGAGAGCGUGGAAACUCUGAAAAGCAAAAAGACCGAAUCCACUGAAACCAAACGUAAGAGUGCAAAGCGUACCUUUAAAUCAGAAAAGGAGUUCAUAGAGUUCACCUUGAAGUAUCAACAAGUUCUUGCUGAAAGAGAUUCAGCCAUUUCUGUUCGAGAUAAGCUUGAGUCGUUGUGCAGGGAGUUACAACGCCAGAACAAAGUGCUAAUGGAUGAGUGUAAGCGGGUGUCAACAGAGGGGCAGAACUUGAGAUUAGAUUUAUCAGUCAAGUUCCAAGAUGCAAUAAAGGAUGUGAGCAAUAAGCUAGAUGAGCAAAAGGAAGAAUGUAUCUCUCAGCUAAAGGAGAAUGAAAUGUUAAGAACUAAGCUGCAGCAGCUCACCUAUCAGUAUGCUCUUUCUGAACAGCAAUAUGAACAGAAGUUGAAGCAGAAAUCUCUGGAGCUUCAAAUUGCUGAUUUGAAGAUUAAGCAGCAUGAAGAGAAGUUAAUCCAGGAACAGUCCCAGAUGAAACUAUAUGCAGAACAGGUGUCACAGUUACUAUCAACUGAAAAGAAUUUGCGCUUACAGUUGACAGCUGAUGGAGAGAAAUUCCAACAAUUUCAGGAUGCAUUGUUGAAAAGCAAUGAAGUUUUUGAGACAUUUAAACAGGAGAUCGAAAAGAUGGCAAAAUCUAUCAAGGAACUCAAGAAGGAAAAUUUAUUCUUGAAGAGCAAAUGUGAGAAAACAGAUGUUACUCUUAUAGAACUCGUAGAUGAGCGUGAACGGUUGAAGAAACAGUUGGAGAAAACAAAGAAUCAGAAAGAAAAGCUUGAAUCCUUGUGCCGAUCACUUCAAGCAGAAAGGAAGCAGAACUCCAUCGGCAGCAACAACUCCGAUUCAGUUCCAUCAUGAACACUGCUCUACUCAACUAUGUAACUUAAACUGGUUUCAAUAAUCACCGUUACAAAUGUUACCCGAUAUACUAUUUUUGGCUAUGGCUUGAUCUCAAGAAACGGGAGAAAAUAUCAAGAUGUUGUUGAGUGUAAUUUAUACUCUAUUAUUUUAGCAUAUUUGUGAUCUCUCUAUCUCCAUGUUAAAUCUCAAAUUCGGGAAUCGGAUUUGUUCAUUUUGUUAUU